CCCGUUUUAUUGCUUGUUGUGAAAAAGAUGGAUUGGAUUAAUUACUUGGAUAAUUUUGGCUUUAACCAAGGUUGAAGCUAUCCACAUUUGGGAGUUUUAUAGCAAUUGAAAAGAGAUGGAUUGGGCUAAAUAUUUGGUUAACCCAUUUCGGUUGUUUGGUCUCGUCGGCCCAACUGAGGAGUAUGAACAUUGAAUUUACCUUUGUGUCCUCAAAGUUGUGUAAAGUGUGCCUUCAUCCCUUUCCCAAAUAUACACUUCGAAUUCAGCCCUAAAGUGAAUCCCGCCACUCCAAUUACUCUUCCCGCCCCAGACCUUGCUCCAUUAUAUAAUGAGUGGUGUUUGCCCUAAAUGAAACAACCGCCAUUCCCACGAAUUCCAAGCGUUUCUACGCUAAUCCUUCCCGUGCAUUGAACACAAUGGCGAGCUCUCAGCGAUCCGGUGGAAGCAUCUGGAUGUCAGACAACAAUGGAGAUCACGCCUGAUGAUAUCAAAGAGCGAAUGCAGUUCUUCGAGCUGCGAUAUCGUACAUUCAAGGCUGUUGUGGCGACUUAUGGGGUAACAUGGGAAGUGAAAGACCACUUCAUUCAGGCUGAUGAGGCUGUGUGGAAAAAAAUCUUCAAGCAUCAGCCAUUCGCCGCUGCUUACUUCCACUGUGACGAGCUUGAUUUCUCCCGGCUCGCUAUUGUAUUUGGCAUGGAGGACGUCAAGGUUGAAGAUUCGCCAAAUGUGAUCGUUAUCUCUAACUCCACUGAAAUUCUAGCUCCACCGUUUGUGCCUACAAUCACCACGCCCACUGACCCUGACCCUGACGAAGUGAACUCACCUCUUAUCACUGUGAUCGGUUCGGUGCGUCGCAAGCUAUUUGACGAAGAAGGGGAUUCUGGCGACCGUGAGUCCAACAAUGGCCAUCUCCCGCCUUAUUAUUCUCCUCCGACCGGUGUGAAACUUGGUUCGUCAUUGGCAAAGCCAAAGCUUGGUAACCUCGUCAAACAACUGAAUCCUCCAACUUGCUCGCCAAAUGCAUACUCCUCCGCUUCUUGGAGCCCAUUUGGUGGGUAUAGAAAGCACUGAAUGUGAGCUAUGCAGUCCAUGCAUAGCUCUCCUUUUGCCCUACUAGGUAUAUAUUUCCCAAAAUGCACGCCUCCCCUUUUGUGCUACUAUAUCUACGAGGUUGGCAACGUAAGGAAGUUAUGUUAAUCUUAU
Messenger RNA from Salvia splendens (bonfire salvia), 1203 nucleotides. RefSeq lists its product as uncharacterized. The coding region runs from base 466 to 1071 and encodes 201 amino acids. The transcript is spliced from 3 exons. Lineage: Eukaryota; Viridiplantae; Streptophyta; Magnoliopsida; Lamiales; Lamiaceae. The record is from RefSeq and is a predicted model, not a curated record.